CUUGAGCACUGCACAGCAAAGAUGGCUGGGGUGACACUUGCAUGACAAACCACUGCUAUGGACACAUCUGCAGCAGGAACAGCAGCUCACGUUUUCCUCUGCCAAGGACAGAUGGCAGCAAAGGAAAUGCCAUUCUCGUGAGUGUGCAAGGAACCUACAGAACUGUAAUGUCUAACCCUACAUGGAAUAACAACUCUUGGAAGUUUUUCGGGCUGUACCCGACUAUGUGCAAAACUUAACAAAUCGGCUGCAGCUCCUGCUAAGGAUCAGCCUUGGUACAGAAACAGUGGUAGUUAAAAGGCAGUAAGUAUAUCUGCUAGCUUAAAUGCUGGGUUUUUUUUCUCUUCCUUUUUUUUAUAAUUCACAAGCACAGCUUUUUACUCCUCACACAGUAGGAAUUUGUCAGGAGCUUGCUGGCAUUAAUAGUCUAUUUCAGCCUUUUUCUAUAGCCCAGCAGCUACAGAGGGGGGGAAAAAGCAUGCUUUGUAUGGAGCUGUGGUUGGGUCUGUGCUGCAGUGCCCAUCUGAACUUGGCUGUGUCUAUUUUGUCAGCUUUUGCUUCCCUCUAGUAGUUGCUGGUCCCUUCCUAAAUUGACGAAAUCUCAUCACACAAUGCCUGUGCUUGGAUCAGGGUUCUGGCUGCUCCUGACCUGAACCACUUCUCUUGAUGGUUUUGCUUCUUGAGCUCUUUACUGCAAACAAGAUAUCUUUGGGUUUCAAUUCCGUCUGGCUUUUUUAUCUUUUUCUUCUCAAUUGCUGUCCAGAGGAGUGGGACUUGGACAAAACAUGUGGUAUUCUUAAGCAGGGAUCCAUGGAGAGGGUUUAAGUUAUUGGAAAAGUGAGUGGCAUUCUUGAAAUGGUGUGGUUGUGUUUAUUUGGGUGUGGAUAUAAUCAUGUUUCUGUGAUACAGUUCCUGCUGAGUUUGAAAUGCUAGUGUUAGUAAAACCAGAAGCAGAGCCAGACAAAAGACUGGAGAAAAGUCAGAAUUUCAGUGACUCUUAGUGAUGGUUCGUGGGAAAGUAACGAUUUUGUGUUUGAUUUUCCUAAAGCACUUGGGCACAUGCUUUUUCUUCUCUGUGAAUUACUGUUUGUGGAUAUAUAUCUUUACAGCAUGAGAACAUCAGAAACAGCUGGUUUUGUGCCUAGGUUUCACUCAUAGAGAGGUAGGUCCUUGUUAGAGACUCUGGGUAGUCUGAUGAAAAUGGUGUUUAACUACAAAGCUUCAAUUUCUGCUGUUGCUGAUCAUGGCAGCCUAAUUCCUGGUCAUCCUGAAUCCCUGCAGCAGAGGAUAUGCUCUCCUCCUCCUCCUGCUCUGCCACUGCCCUGCUUUCGUCUUCUCCACCCCACACGUUUCUUAGCCUUGUGUAGAGCUCAGCAGAGAUUUCUUCAUGAAGACUGGAAUGUGUUUAUAUAAUAUUUUAUAUAUUAUUUUAGGCUCCUGCUACUCAAAUGUAGGCAAACGCUUAACCUCUUAUUCGCCAUCAUUAGAUGAACCGUGAAAUUGCUGUAGCAGACAUCAAGUCAGGUGGAUCUAAACCAGCUUCUGCUUUUCCUGCCUGAAAGGUUCAUCCUUUAUCAUUUUCCUGGCAAACCAAGAGCAGGUUUUCCAGCCAGGAGUGUUUAGUUGGGAGCAUUGGUUGUGAACCACACUGGUCAAGCAGUGCUGAGCUGGGUGUAGUGGGGGCUCUUCUGUGUGGGAGGCAUUGGGAAGGGGGUGAUGUGAGAGGCUCAGUCUCUGCAAAAGCAGGGGUAGAGCAGCAGUAGGAACACUGGGCAGAGCUGCUGAAAAGGAGAGAACAACCUGCUGCACUAAAUCACAGCUCCCUGGGGACACAGCUCCAUAGUUAGCAUCCUCAAAUGGCAUUCCUUUAUUACGGCAUCAUUGUGCACGGCCCUCUAGAGAGGAAGCAAACGGUCUCUAAAACAAUCUGCUGGCAGCUCAGGCUGGGCUAUUUGAGGUUUUCCAGGGCUCUUUUGCUGUGUCACUCUUCCCUUUAAUGUUCCAGCUUGAAGGUUGUUGUUCUUUCUCCAUCAAAGUGCGUUAAAGUGCCGGUAAGGGUGUCUGCUCCAAGGACAAGGUGGAGAAGGCAGCAGCCAAGGGAGAACAAGAGAUACUGCAGAACCAGCUUUGUUUUGGUGUAAUCUUUCUUAUCUGCAUGUGAUGCAAAGACAGGGCGGUUUUCACAAGACUUAAGAGGCUGCGUGGUGACAUGUUUUCUGUCCUUUUAUAAAAUCCACCACGUUAUUUUGAUUAGAACACUAACGUAACUCCUGGCAGCCUCAAAUCUCACUGCUAGCAGCUACUUCCCUCCAAAGCCUGAUGUGGUGCUAACAAGCAGAGAGAUCUUGUGCGUCCUGUUUACAUGGAGCUGGGAAGACAGCGUGUUCCGUGGGAGGUGCCAAGGUAGCACUGCAGUUGGAUGUAAGGUGAAAAAACUCUGUGUGUGCAGACAGGCCGUGGUGGGGCGUGUUCAUUUGUGUUUGGUGGUGUUCAGGAACUCCAGCUGCAACACUGGCAUGAUGGUGUUAAGUUCUUUUAUAUCUGAAUAUGUAUCUUUUAUAUCUAUGCAUGCGUAGCAUGUUUGUGUUUGUAUAUAUUUAUAUCUGUAUCUAUUCUCUCUCACGGGAAAGUCCACGUCCUGGAUCAUCUGUGCUUGUGAUCUCCUGAUGAAUUCUCUGUUGUUCAGUUUUUAGGUGGCAGAGACGCGGUGAAGCUGAGUGUGGGGCAGGCAGAGCUGAUGGGGGAGCCUGGGGUGUAGCCCAGGAUGGACUGGCUGUGACGACGUGCCUUAGCCGGAGAGGUUGUUACCAUGAAGAGUUCCUGCAGAGCUGGCCUCCACAGGGAACCGCUGAAUUCCACAUCCUCCACCUUCCACCAAGUCAAACGGGUUUCUGGUAUGCACUUAAAGCCAUAUCUCAAGUUACAGAAGAAAGAGCGAUCCCCAGAAAUAAGCCAGGAUUCCCUGCGAGGCCACCAGGGACCAACACAAGGAGAAAAAUACACCAACUGCAGCAAACUGAACGUUUUCCCCAAACCCUCCCUCGUGACUCCAUCUCAGAAGCUUCUGGGGAUUAUUUAUCCGAAUACUAUGUGCAAUAUGAACGGCAAGGGCCCGGCGGACGGUCCAAGCGCAAGGGAAAAGAAGAACGCCCUGUCUGCGACGAUCCACCAGGGAGAAGAAGGGGAAGGGCCGCUGGAUGUCUGGGCUGUGGUGAAACCUGGCAACACCAAGGAGAAAAUCGCCUUCUUCGCGGCGCAGCAGUGCAGCAGCAACACCCGCGCGGGCUCCAUGAAAAUCAAGAGCACGUGGGACAUCGACGGGAGAACGGCCAAACGCAGGAAAAAAUCAGUGGAUCUUAAAAAAGCCAAAAUCCAACUGGAAAGAAUGAGGGAGGCGAACGCCAGGUGCUCCCAGCCGGAGCCUUUCGCCUGCGGCAUCGAGCACUGCUCGGUGCACUUCGGGAGCGACAGCGGGGAGGGCGCGUUCCCGGGCCGCUCCCUGUCGGUGAUCGAGAUGGUGGCGUUCCUGGAGCAGCGGGCCAGCGCCCUGCUGGUGGACUGUGCCAAGACCUGCACGGCCGCCUCCGCCACCAGGCUGAGCGCCCAGCCCAAGGCCGCCCCGCCCGGCUCCGACCCCUUCUCCUCGGGCGGGGCGCUGGAGUCCGAGUGCCUGAGGCGGCAGAGCGAGCGCGAGGCCGGGAGCCUCUCCCGCAACAACAGCUUCCGCAGGAACGUCGGCAGGGUGCUCCUGGCCAGCGGCACCCAGCCCGAGGGAGACGGGGGGAAGGGGGUCCCGGCUCAGGGGGGCGGCCUGGGGGAGGCAGGGGUGGCAGAGGCUGGCUACGGAGGUCGCUGCGGCCCUCUGGGCGCCACUGAGCUGUGGGAUGGCGGCGCCUCUGCUCGGCAGCCGUUUCCUUCGGGGCUGGAUACCCGGGUGGGGAAUGUGAAUUCGGGACUUGCCCACGCGGUGUUGGCGAUGACAGCUGGCAGGAAUGACACUGAAACGCGGAUUGAGCCUCCCAGGGCUCUGCUGUCCCCGUGUCCAGCUGCUGCCAGGCUGCCAGCGGAUCCCUUGCAGAGCAAGAAUGCGACUGUUGAUAUGUCGAAAGAGCCUGUAAUUUUCCCAAAGCAUCCUGCUAGGAAGGAGCCCUUAUGCAUCAGUAUAUCAGUCACCAAGACAGAGGAAGGGUGCAGGAAGGAGAAGCUCUCCAGUUCUGGUGAGGAUUCACUCCCAGGGAGGCUGUUUUUCCUCCAGGGUGAGCAGCCUGCUGCUCACGAGCAACAGCCACGGCGGGAGAGUAUCCAGGAGAAGCCAGGGGAAGUAGCCCCAAACGAGGAUGAGGAUGCUCUGGCAUCUGCCAGAUCGUGUGUCAGAAGCAGUGUCCCUACAGAGCCAUCGGCCCCUUCUGUCCCUCCCACAGAAGGGGCUUUGCAAGUACUUGAUGCUUCCUGCCUAAAGCGGCAGGUUUCACAUGACUUUCUGGAAACCAGGUUUAAAAUCCAGCAGCUUUUGGAGCCUCAGCAGUACAUGGCCUUCUUGCCUCACCACAUCAUCGUGAAGAUCUUUGGCUUGCUUCCCACCAGGAGCCUGGUUGCCCUAAAAUGCACAUGCUACUACUUCAAAUUCAUCAUCGAGUACUACAACAUCAGGCCGGCGGACUCGCGCUGGGUGCGCGACCCUCGCUACCGGGAAGACCCCUGCAAGCAGUGCAAGAAGAAAUACGUGAAGGGGGACGUGUCCCUGUGCCGGUGGCACCCCAAGCCCUACUGCCAGGCCCUGCCCUAUGGGCCUGGCUACUGGAUGUGCUGCCACCGCUCCCAGAAGGGCAUCCCGGGCUGUAAGCUGGGUCUCCAUGACAAUCACUGGGUCCCUGCCUGCCACAGCUUUAACCGCGCGAUCCAUAAGAAAACCAGAGGAGCUGGAGCAGAGGUGGAAGAGGAAUAUUAGUGCACAAACACUUUCCUGCAAGAUUGUUUGGGAUAGGAGGAGGAGAUUCUCAUGCCUUGUGCUGUUUACAGUGUAUAUAAUUGUCGUGAUUUUUUUUUUUUUUCCCCACAGGGCUAUGAAACUGCACAUACUCAAACACAAGAGCCUUUACCUUUUAGAUUAAAAGAGAGCUUUUAGUCCAUCUCUGUAAAUAACACUAUAAAAACUAAUUGUACAUACAGAGUCUACAGCUGGCUGAACAAGGUAACCCCUACAAUGCAGCUAUCCCAGUGUUGCGGCUAUAGGUGUGUGUGUUUUUAAGUGUCUUGUUUCAAAAUCUGUAUAUCCUGUAUAAUAUAUGAAUGUUUCUGAGAAGAAACUCUAAAUAGGUAAAGGUCAACUUGUUUAAAGAAGCUGCAGACAACUUAACUGGACAACAAACUUUAAACUAUAGAGCAGAUCCAUUAUAUUAGCGUGGCAGUGGAUUAAAAAAAAAAAAAAGAGGAAUAUUAUUGUAUAGUCAGAAUAUAAAAAAAAAAAGUUCUUGUCUACCUUACCCAUGUUGUCUGGUUGGGUUUUUUUUUUUUGGUUCUUUUUUUUUUUACAUAAAUAAAAUGUGCAUUCUAGAUCUGCCUUACCAGACA
Molecule: messenger RNA, 5571 nt
Organism: Cyanistes caeruleus (blue tit)
Lineage: Eukaryota; Metazoa; Chordata; Aves; Passeriformes; Paridae
Source: RefSeq, a predicted model, not a curated record